CAGCGUCGUACCGUACCGUUACGGUAUGAAUUGGUUAUGAACUUAUCUUUCUAAAUUUUAAAUUUAAACCAAUUAUCAGCGAUAUUUUCGUAUAUUAAUUGUGAAUAAAAGUCGCCAAGAUGACCACUGAGCCUAAAUCUAAGUUAUCCGAGCUUCAAGCGACAAUAUCUAAAAUGUCGCUGGAGGCGUGCUGUGUCGCGGUGUUACCGGAGCUUGGGCUCCUCUGGGGCGACGUGUCGCGCGCCAUCCGCGCCUCGAGGCUGCCCAUGACGCCGGCGAGCGCCGCGAGGGUGCUAUGCAAACAUAUAGCCCGCUCACUGCCCGCUGAAGAAUAUGAUGACUUGUUGAACCGAUUGAAGCUUAAAUUGGUAGCAACCCAGAACCGAGUGUGGCACCUCGUGUCGCUGUCGGAGCCAGAGUCGGAGGAGCCCGUGUCCGUGGCCGCCAUGACUUCGCGCGUGCGGCACGCGCUGCGGAAGGCCAAGGCGCCCAAGAAUAUGAUCACUGUGGUUGAGUCAGUGAAUAUUGGUGACCUGGUGUACUUCAGCGUACAACUAGUAUCCGCGACAAGGCAGGGCAACACUCUUUACUGCGCAGUCCCGCCGGGGCGCCCUGUGGCGCUGCUCAGCUCCCUAGGGGCCAAGACCAUGCUGAAGGCAAUAGUGGAAGGUCUCGGCUACAAAACCCACACGGAUGAGAGCCUCCACGGGCGCGACAUCCCGUCCCUCCUGCGCAUCCACGCGCGGGGCUCCGGCGCCGACCACGUGCAGCUCCUCGAGGGCGCUCCGGAGUACCGCCCGCAGCCGCUGCUCACCGACAACGGCAUCGACUUCACGUACAAGGGCUACAACGAGGAGUACAUGGAGCUGGUGAUGGGCCCCGACCCGCCGCUGAUGACGGACCUCAAGAUACAGACCUCCGAGCCCUUCUUUGACCCGAAUAGAUUGAAGAAAAACAUAAACCUGACCAUAGAGCUAAAGAGCCCGGACAUCGCGUCCACGCUGAAGGAGUGGGUGAAGCUCGGCGCGCUCUCCCCCACCUCCCCCCUCGUGCAGAUCUUCCACCAGACGCAGAACAACAGCAUCGCCUACCAGCGAGACGACCACUAGCUAUACAUACACACACAUAUACACAUUAUACACAUUAUAGUCUAACCACAGACCACGUAUUCUAAAGACAUAGUCCCGCUACCCCCUCUUCCACGCAUACGGUAGUUUUACUCGAUAAAUUUUCGAAUUUCUAAUCACGAGUCUCGGAAAUCCACAUUUGUUUAAUACAAAGAUAGAUAUAACUCCGUAAUAGAUGGAUACAGUCUACGGAAAAAACGUGCCUCGAAAAUCACGAAAAUUUGACUCUCGAUCAGAUGGCGCCACUAGCUUUGGCCUACUCUCGUAUAGAGGGCGUUGACGGUUUCGUUUGUUAUUUAUAAUUUUAACGCAUAUCCGUUAAAGAACAUGGGUCAAAAUCAUAUAAAAAUAAUUAAUGCAAAUAAAAAAAUCAUUCAAUACAUUUUAACGUAUUUUUAUAAAUCUUCAUUUUUAGUUUUAAAGUAUGUCGAUAGAUGGCAGUGAAUUUACAGUGGUUACAAAAUUUACUAUGACAGUACCGCUCUAUCUUAUUAUAUCCUCUUUGGUUUAAUAUGAUAUCUCCUUAACAUUACUUGAGAGUUAUCUGAAAUCAAAGCACCUCGUAUUUUAAGCUUCUUUGUCUUUGCACAACACUUUGACUACGUUUGCGAUAUACCUAUAAAUGUUUUGUAAAAACAAUCCAGAUUUUGUUCCCCUGAAAUUUCCUUACAAAUUUAAAUAAAACAAAUCACUUAUAGGUACCUACACAGGGGUACGUAACCUUAACUUCAAGCCAUUGUCACGAGGCGUGCUUGUUAUUGUCGACGCAUACAACCGCGAGCAAUCGCUUCAUUGCAAAGAUAGAUAUAACUCCGUAAUAGAUGGAUACAGUCUAAGGAAAAAACGUGCCUCGAAAAUCAAGAAAAUUUGAUUCUCGUUCAGAGGGCGCUACUAGCUUUGGCCUACUGUCGUAUAGAUGGCGUUGACGGUUUCGUUUGUUAUUUAACAAUUUUAACGCAUAUCAGUGAAAGAACAUGGGUCAAAAUCAUAAAAAUAACUAAUGCAACUAAAAAAAAUCAUUUAUCCAUAUUUAAAUACAUUUUAUCGUAUUUUUAGAAUCUUCAUUUUUAGUUUUAAAGUGUGUCGACAGAUGGCAGUGAAUUUACUGGGGUUACAAAAUUUACUAUGACAGUACCGCUCUAGUAUAAGUUACUCUAUGCUUCAUUGUAACCAAUAUUAGUUAAUCUUCGAUUACGCAUUCUUAUUGGCCACUUAUACAGAUUCGCACACUAUUUUUUUUACCUGAAUCCAACGCUCGCCUGUGCUAGAAUAGCGGUUGGAAUGAGGCCUAUCGUUUUUUUGCUCACCAGUUGGCGCUUCUGUUGAUGGUGGUCCAAAAGACUAAAGAACAGCUGUCAGUCAUUGAAGUGACAAGUGACAUUUCGAACUAUGGAAAAGACCACCAUCUAGACUAGCGCCGGAGACUUCCGGUUCAAGCGCCAUCUUGACAGUUAGCAUCGUGAUUAAUAACUUUGUUUUUUGCUCAUUAAUAUUGUUUAAAGUGUAAUAUCGAUAGCUUAUUAUACAUUAAACUAAUGUGGCAGUGUGCAGUAAAUGGAGAAUUAAUAAUGAAGCGCGUUUAACCACCAUCUUGGAGUCAACGGCCGGUAGUCCACGUGCUUCUUGUAAAGUCUAGCUAUCGAUUUACAAGAGCUAACAAAUCACCGUACACUGUCUUGUACAACCGUACAAUUUUUGUCGUUUUUAAACCUCUUAAUACCUUGAUACUGGCGAAAUAGUCCCACUGGGCUGAAGCCAUAAUUUUAAAAGAAGAAGAAGACUAGCGCCCCUAGCGGCGAAUUCAUACGCGUUAGCCUUCAUUAAGUCAAGGAACGUGCUCAACGAUUGACGCUCGCCACUCGCCCCACAUCACUCGCACUUGGCGGACCACAUGUCUUGGAACGGACCAGUCACGGCGCGGGACUCGCUCGCCUCGUCCCCCGCACCCCUGUAUUUUUGGCAGCCCCGGUUUCAUUAAAUAAUUGCUCUAUACGAGUUCUUUAGAAAUAGGUGUUCUGUGAGUCUAACCACGUCUAACCAACCGUUUUGUCGGUUGUACUUUGUUUUGCAGAAAAUUGUUUCAUAAAAUGUAAUGUUUUCCAGAAUUUUCAUUUCAUAGAAAACAUUAAAUAAUUUCACGGUUUAGACUUACUUGUUUCAUGUCGCGCGAGUGAAAAGUGACAAGUGAGUCUAAACCGUGAAAUUAUUUAAUGUUAGUAUGUCUCACAACAGUUAAAAUUUCAUAGAAAACAUAUUUUUUCACAAAGGGUCGCAGUUCCAACCUAACCUACUUUUCUGUUAGACCUAAUGGUUCUACACAAUGACCUUUUAGCUGUACCUAAAAGGUUAACGGUUUUUGAAAAAAAAAAGUUUAUAUGAAAUGAAAUUUCUGCAAAACAUUACAUUUUAUGAAACAAUUUUCUGUCAAAGAAGCGGACACCCGUUUUGUCACCAAAAAACCGGCCAAGUGCGAGUCGGACUCGCGUUCCAAGGGUUCCGUACAUUACACAAUUUAAACAAUGUAUUUUUUAAGUGAAACGUCUUUAAAAAACCCGUAGGGGUCGGAUCCAAAACUAAGUAAUUAAGCCCGACUCACGCUUGACUGCACAUUUCUAAUAGGUUUUCCUAUAAUCUAUAGGUCAAGAUCUAUUUUGUGUAUUUUUUUCAAAAUUUUAGACCCACUAGUUUCGGAGAUAAAGGGGGGGGGGAUGGUCAUUUUUUGCCUAUUUUCUUGAAUAACUUCAAAAUUGUAUAUUUUAAAAUUAUAAAAAAAAUAUAUUUGAAAUUCUCACAAUGAGCUCUUUCAUUUUAUAUGUAACACGAUAUAGUUUAAAAACCUUUAUUUUUUUAUCUUCACAUUUACACCCCAAAAGUGGCCCCCAUGUUUAAAAUUAAUUUGUUUACGUUACAUGUUCGUCUUUGGGUCACAAACUUACAUAUGUAUAACAAAUUUCAACUUAAUUGGUCCAGUAGUUUCGGAGAAAAUAGGCUGUGACAGACGGACAGACAGACAGACAGACGCACGAGUGAUCCUAUAAGGGUUCCGUUUUUUCCUUUUGAGGUACGGGAACCCUAAAAACCGGCCAAGAGCAUGUCGGGCAAUGCUCAGUGUAGGGUUCCGUGCUAGUAAUAGACUGCCACAAACAGGGGAUAUUUUUGUAUUGUAACAAGCAAACCUGAUGUCGAUGUUUUUUACCAGGCUCGUUUUCCACAGCUCUAUAUGUAUAUGUUUAAGUGAUGUACGUAUCGUCUGUAAUGUUUUUUUUUUUAUAUUGUAAAUGCUUGUUGAAUCUUAUUGUGUAGCAUGUGAGGGCUUUGGUAUGUAAACUGUAAGCUUGUGUUUUGUAUUAAUAAGCAAUAAACAAUAAAA
Cydia strobilella is the source of this 4497-nucleotide messenger RNA. RefSeq lists its product as uncharacterized. The record is from RefSeq and is a predicted model, not a curated record. NCBI's taxonomy places the organism in Eukaryota, Metazoa, Arthropoda, Insecta, Lepidoptera, Tortricidae. The transcript has 7 exons. The coding region runs from base 120 to 1109 and encodes 329 amino acids.